Molecule: messenger RNA, 4990 nt
Organism: Acanthochromis polyacanthus (spiny chromis)
Lineage: Eukaryota; Metazoa; Chordata; Actinopteri; Pomacentridae
Gene: dedd
Product: death effector domain containing
Exons: 5
Coding region: 382-1596 (404 amino acids)
Biological process (GO): regulation of apoptotic process; apoptotic process; extrinsic apoptotic signaling pathway via death domain receptors
Cellular component (GO): nucleolus
Molecular function (GO): DNA binding; protein binding
Source: RefSeq, a predicted model, not a curated record
GAAAUUCAUUCAUUUUAGCUUAGAACGAAAACUGUUUGCCUGUUUUCCCCAUGGUGUCUUUCUGAGGACCAAGACCAACUCUUAUUUCUGGCCUGAAAGAAACGCUGCAACACAUGAAGAGACUGGAAACCUAUGCGUUGAACAUUCAUCGUGUAGUGGACUGAAACCAUUAAACGAAGCUAAACGUGGUUUCUGUCCUGAAAGAGGCUUUGCCAUUAGACACUGGAAAGCUAACAUAGCGUUAGCCGCAUACCGAACUUUGAUAGUAUCGUUCUCGUCAGGAAUAUCUGAAAGGUAGACGGUAAUCUCAUCAGUUGGAGAAAAAGAAGACAGCUGGAGUUGCAAGGGAUUCUAGCAUCCCUUGUCACCAUUGCACCUGAGAUGACAUCACAACAACCACAGCUCCCAAAUGCUGUUAUUCCUCCCCAGCUUGCUCAGAACUCCUCUGCUCAGCAUGCCCGACCUCACAUUCAGGCUAACCAGCUGGACUCAAGUCAGAGCAGUGCAAAUGCUGGGCCUCUUGAACACAGAGCUCUGGCAGGCAGACCAGGCUGCUCCGGUGUGGCAGCCCCCAGUGGGGCAUUGGCCAACAGGAACAUUUCUGCUUCCUCCAAUAACUCUAGCUUGUCCAGAAGAGAUGAGGGCUUUGAGCCAUGGCCUGAGGAAGCAGUGGACAACUCCCAUGGUCUAUACUCACUCCACCGCAUGUUUGACAUAGUUGGAGCCCAGCUAACACAUCGGGAUGUCAGGGUACUGUCAUUCCUUUUUGUUGAUGUGAUUGAUGAGUAUGAGCGUGGUGGCAUCAGGAGUGGAAGAGAUUUCCUGCUGGCCCUAGAGCGCCAAGGUCGCUGUGAUGAGACCAACUUCCGACACGUUCUCCAGCUUCUGAGGAUUAUCACCCGGCAUGACCUUUUGCCUUAUGUCACACUCAGGAAACGGCAGGCAGUGUGCCCAGAUCCUGUGGACAAGUACCUGGAGGAGACGUCAGUACGCUACAUUUCACCAAGAGGAACAGUGCAGAGCAAGGACACUGCACCUCACAGAAGAACAGGUCCACAGCCAGUUAUUUGUUGUUCCCCAUCAGGAUCACAUGUUGGCCCAGCUCGAACAAAGCCAGCUCCUUCUGUAACAAACCGCAAACGGAAGAGAAGUCAUUCCUCAGCGGACUGCAGAGAGAAGCAAACAUGUGAUAUUCGCCUCCGAGUUCGUGCUGAGUAUUGCCAGCACGAGUCUGCACUUCAAGGAAAUGUCUUCUCCAACAAGCAAGAGGCAGUGGAGCGCCAGUUUGAGCGCUUCAACCAGGCCAACACUAUCCUGAAAUCCAGAGAUUUGGGCUCCAUCAUUUGUGACAUCAAGUUCUCUGAGCUUACUUACUUGGAUGCCUUCUGGAGAGACUACAUUAAUGGAUCAUUGCUAGAGGCCCUUAAAGGGGUCUUUAUCACAGAUUCCCUAAAACAGGCUGUGGGCCAUGAGGCAAUAAAACUCUUGGUCAAUGUUGAUGAGGAGGACUACCAGGCUGGUCGACGCAAACUUCUCCGUAAUUUGGUCACAAAUGGAGGGAGCCCACCGGUGAGCAACAAAGACUCUAUACCUUAGAGACACCCUCCACGUGGUAGCAUAUAGGAGGAAUGCUGCUGUGCCUCCACCACAGGGAAUAGGCUGAGAUGUGGUUGUGUCAUUUGAGGUGCCUGAAGUGUGUGCCUAAAAUGAACUGAUUAAUUUUCAGCCACCCCAUUCAUUUCCUGAGAGCUGAGAUCAUAUAAAACCUGCGUGGCACCCUUAAGCAUAGCAUGCACGGAGAUUUGGAACUAUGUUAGCAGAAAAAGACAAUGCAUACAGAUUGGCAUUAUUCUGACUGUUAAGUAGUUCACUGUCUUGAAGGUAAGGGUAAUGCAGAUCUUACGUGUGCAUUAAAUUUAGUUAACUCUAAUGAUCCUCUUCACUCCUGUUCUGAAGUUAUUUUAAAUAUAGGAAACACACUGACAGGUUAUUCCCAGUGGGAGUUGAACCUUAUCAUCAAACUACCUAAUCCCUUUUCAUGUUUUUUCAGGUACAUUACAGAUUGAAUUAGCCAAUAGCAGAGUGUUCUGUAUGUUUUGGCAGACACAGACCACAGUUAACUUACAGUUUUCCUGUGUCUUUCUUUCAGCAUUUUUCAACUCCUUGUUGGUAAAGGUGAACUUUAUCAGUCAACGUCAUUGUGUCUUGGCUCUAUAUCCUCACGUUUCAGUACCAGCAACUGUGAUUUCUACCAUAAUUAGAAAUUUCAAUUGUUCAGUCACUGCCAAUAUUUAAAAACCUGUAUUUUGUGGAUCAUUCUGAUGUGCUGUAUCAUAAUCAGUGAGACUCCAACUCUUCCACUGGUAUCUUAGAUCUGUUAGGAUUUGAAACUACUUGCCACUCUCAUUGUAAGCCUGUACUUCACAUACCCUGUUACUAAUUCAACACUGCAACAUUGAACUUUUUAAAAAUAAAAUUAAUGAAGUUUAUAUAUAUAUAUAUAUAUAUAUAUAUAUAUAGCUAGCUAGCUAGCUAUGGGUUAUAUGAUGUCGUCUGUUGAAUGACUAUGUAAUCACGUCCAUAUUCACUAAUGUUGGUACAACCAGGUUUUGAAACCUUUUAAGCAUGGGAAAUGACUGUCUCCCUAGAAAGAACAGGCAUCCCCAGUUACAAACAGGCAUUUUUUUUUUUAAACCAACCAGGCAUUCGUUUUUCAGGUUUUUAAAACUGUUGUUCAUUGGAUGCAAAACUAACAAUGAUGGGCUUCUACUGGCAGAAUACCAAUUUCACAGUGUAGGCUGAAAUGCAAAUUUACCAAAAUGUGAAUUUAUGUUCAUUUCUGUAUGGUAGAUCAACAGGACAUAUAGGUUAGGUGUCGGUGAGAAGCCCAUGUCGAGAGUAUUAUAUUUCCAUUUUGUGUACACUCAAUGGCUACUUGGAUAGGAAUGCCCUUCUGGUUUUGGGAACUCCCCUAGUACAACAUGAAAUCUUCAGGCUUCUGUGUUUUGUUUGUUUUUCCAUAAUACUUUGUGGAUUAAGACUACAGAAUACUAUUGUCCAUGCUAUUUCUUUUUGACGCAGGCUCACGCAGAACUUACGUCUAUUUUUGUGGAAAACUUUGUAUGCCGAGGUGUCUGUACUGGAUUCUAAAUGCUUUUAACAAAAAUAUGUGAAUCAACAGACUUUUAUGUCAGUGUUGCAUAACCCUCCAAAAUUCUGCAUUAUCUUUGACAACAUCCUUCAUGUUGUUGGUUCCUACAGACAAAGAUUCUGGUUACAUUUAGUAAAAAGUCAUGUCAACUGCAGGUGUGAGACAAAAUCAAGAUGCACAUAUGCACACAUUAUGCGAACCCCACCCUUACUUUUGAGUAGCUGCAUAAAAAGUGCUACUUCCUGCAUUGACAGUUAACUUUGGUACACACAGAAUCAUCUAUAUGGACACAAUUCAAAUGGAUACUAGGCAGGAACUGACAACAAUGUCAAUAAGGUGCCAUUGCAAACUCAAAGUAGUUUGGAAAUGUUUAUAUACAGGAAUGUCAGACAUGAAGUAUUAGCAUAAUGCUGUUUUGUGAUGAGAUUAUUUUGAUUUUGUAGCAGAAAUAGAUUAGAGCGUUAAUGUCGCUUCGAUAAGAACUGUCAUUUGAAACACCAGUCUCUAAUGCUAAUACUUUACAUAUUUCCUUUUUUUUAUUACUCAGAACACAUCCAAAAUGUGCAGGCUCAUAUUCAGUAGAAGAAAAAGUAUACUCACUCAGCAAAAUAUGGUUUUAAAGCAGUUCGUCACUUUCCAUCACACUGUUUUGUUUUUUUGUUUGUUUGUUUGUUUUUUUUUGGGGGGGGGGGGGGUUGCAUUACAAAUAUGCAUCUCUCUUUGCCAAACCUGUGUAAUCAAAUUUUAAUUUUGAAUUAAUUCUAAAUUGUAUUUAAAAUGUCUAGUUUUCCAUCUGUUAGUUUAAUGGUGAGCUGAAAUUCGGCAUUUUGGUUUAUAUACCCUAUUAAACAUUCUGUGUAUGUUUUUACCAAAUAUGUUCUUCCUGUUAAAAAGAAAAAGCUCCAUCUUAUCUCUGCUGUCAUACCAAUCAUUUGGUACAUAUCAGAACAUGCAAGUCAAGAUUGACAGGCCACUGUGAAUGAUAAAGAGUAGGCCUACAUUUUCUAUUUUUAUGCGAGUGGAAUUUCAUGUAAAGGUUGCAAGUUAGUAUCUAUUAUAUAGGUUGGUGUAUGUUAUGUUGAUUGUAUGUUAUAUUAGUUGUUAAAUGCAGCUUUUACGCAAAAUUGCAUGUAACCUGUUAUGAUGAAUUGUCUCAACUCACAGUGCUACCAUUUUGUAAAUAACUACUGGGUGUCAGGUUUUCUUACUUCAAUUUUGCAUUUCUUUCAGAAAACAGACAAGUAGGACUGUUUAAUAAAUGAACUGGAUGGAUUUUGUAGAUUUCUCAAUCCUAAUGAUCUUUUCAUGUCACAUGACACAGCGUAUAUUUUUUAAAAAGGGACUAUAGAGAACAUACUAAAACAUACAGCUUCUUUACAAAUCUAACACUUAUUAUGGCAUACACCAUAUAAAAAAAUAGGCAGAAAAAUAUUGCUCUGAUACACAAAUUCAGUGUGCUGGUGAAUUUUUGAACUCCUUCCCACUCUUUCUGAACAUUUAGACUGGUCCUGGUUGUGUCUCAUUUUUCUGAUACAUCUGUCCACAUUCCGUUUGUUUGCUUGAUUCUUAGCUCGUCCCAAUCUGAGGGAGACAUAGGGAAGACAUAACGAAGAAGAAAUCCAGGUAACAUAAUUUGUCUGAUGAACUCCAAAAACCAAGUUUAUUCUGGUCUCCAUUAUAAUGUUCUUGCAGAGACUAAAAUAUGAUGUAUGUUAGCGGUAACCAUUCUUUCUACCAGAUUGAUGGUAUUGCUUUAAACGCAUCCACUGACUGAAAUUAUAAAAGAUUAGACCUGUUGAUGUGUUGACCAAUAAAACAAAACUUUUCUGUGUUUCUAUA